Messenger RNA from Boleophthalmus pectinirostris (great blue-spotted mudskipper), 526 nucleotides. RefSeq names its product ribonuclease inhibitor-like. Lineage: Eukaryota; Metazoa; Chordata; Actinopteri; Gobiiformes; Gobiidae. Gene Ontology annotation, molecular function: protein binding. The transcript is spliced from 3 exons. The record is from RefSeq and is a predicted model, not a curated record. Bases 37 to 456 code for a protein of 139 amino acids.
UGUAUUUAAACUCUUGUGUGGAGGUUCUAGUCUCUAAUGUCCCUCUCUGUCCUCAGUCUUUGUGGCUGUGGUCUGUCUCCUCACAGCUGUGCUCCUCUGGCCUCAGUCCUCAGCUCCUCCAGUCUCACACAUCUGGAUCUCAGUCACAACGACCUCCAGGACUCAGGAGUGGAGCUGCUGUGUUCUGGACUGAAGAGCGCCCCCUGCAGACUGGAGACGCUCAGGCUGUCUGGAUGUCUGGUCUCAGAGAGGGGCGGGGCUGCUCUGGCCUCAGCUCUGAGCUCCGCCCCCUCCCACCUCAGAGAGUUCGACCUGAGCUACAACCAUCCAGGACCCUCCGCCGAGCUCCUGACCGCUCUACAGGACCAGCGCCCCCUGCUGUCUGUCAGGUUGGAUCCUGCUGGAGAGCGCUGGAUGGUUCCAGGUCUGAGGAAGUGUGAGUUUGGUUUUGUUUGAUAAAAGUGUCUUUAGUUUGUCACAUUUCUGUCUCUUCUGAUGUGGUCCAAACUGAGGAGAUGUUCAGGAG